Molecule: messenger RNA, 1278 nt
Organism: Podospora anserina S mat+
Lineage: Eukaryota; Fungi; Ascomycota; Sordariomycetes; Sordariales; Podosporaceae
Exons: 1
Coding region: 1-1278 (425 amino acids)
Cellular component (GO): fungal-type cell wall; cell surface; extracellular region
Molecular function (GO): zinc ion binding; metallopeptidase activity; integrin binding
Source: RefSeq, a predicted model, not a curated record
AUGCUUCACAGAAACGAAAAGACUUUUUCCCAGGUUCCCGGGUCCUUGAUCAGCGCGUUACCCGAGGGCAUUCCAAGCUUGUCACCACCAUGCCGUUCACCACCCCCACCAACCCGCCUUCUCAAUACCACCUGGAGUGCAGAAUCGGGACUUGAUGUUCCUUUGUUAUGCAUCUCUGACCACAAUUACGGUGUUCGUCUGAUGGUGAUUGGCCAGUCUCCCUAUCAAAAAAAUGGUGGAGUUGUCUUGGCGUGGCCAUCAAGGUGCCCCAUGGUGAAUCCCCAACCCUGCCAGACAUCAAGGUUCUCAGGAACCAACAUUGACAUCAAGGUUCUCAGCUGUCAUACAUCCAGCCCCUCAAAGAAAAGAAAAUGCACAGAGUCCCAAUCCAGUGGCACAAGUAUUAAUACCCCCUUCCCCCCCCCCUUCUGCGUGCCAUUCGAAGAUCACACUGCCAUCAUCCUGCAUUCCUCGCCCAGGCAUCUUCCCAUCCCCCCGCAUCCAGCCAAAAACAAAAUGCGCUCCUCCACUCUCCUCAGCCUCCUCACCGCAGCCGCCGCCGUGUCAGCCUCCCCCUUGGGCCGCCAGGAGAUCACCACCACCACCACCACCAUCAUCUCCAACACCGGCUCCUCCUCCACCACCCCCGCCUUCCCAAUCCAUUCAAGCUGCAACUCCACCCUCUCCCACCAGCUCACCCGCGCCUUUGACGAGACCGUCACCCUCGCCUCCGUCGCCCGCGAUCAUCUCCUCGAGCACGGGCAGUCAUCCCCCUUUGUCAAGAAGUACUUCGGGCCCAACUCCACCACCAUCGCCCCCCUAGGGGUCUUCUCCCGCGUCGCCUCCGCCGCGAGAGGGAAAAUGCUCUUCCGCUGCGACGACCCAGACCGGAAUUGCGCCACCCAAGAAGGCUGGGCCGGCCACUGGCGCGGUUCCAACGCUACGCAAGAAACCGUCAUCUGCGACUUGUCUUUUGCCCCGGGGAAGAGAAGGUGGCUGGAUCAGGUCUGCGGGUUGGGGUACACCGUCAAGGAGGGGGCCACCAACCUGUUCUGGGCUACCGAUUUGCUUCACCGGACUUUUCACGUCCCUCAGGUGAGCGAGAAUGCGGUGCACCAUUAUGCUGAUGGGUGGGAUGAGGUUUUGGGCAUGGCCGAGGGGGGGGAUGAGAGGAGCGGGUUUGAUAGUGAUGCGUUGAUUUAUUUUGCGGUUGAUGUUUAUGCGUAUGAGGUUGCUGAGCCGGGGAGGGGGUGUGGGGGGUAUGAGAGGGGGAAUUGA